UGGCUGCAGCCAGUUUAGGUAUUUUUUGCAGAAAAGCAUCAGCCGUCCUAAAGACUUCCAGGUCGUUAAUAAGUUCUCAGGCCCCGGCGGGCACAAGGUUUUCUCUUAAUUUGUUGCCUAAGAAUACACCAAAUGUCACACCUUUGCACCACUGUAGAAUACUUCAUACCACGUUGUCAAGGAAAGGACUAGAAGAAUUUUUUGAUGACCCAAAGAACUGGGGGGAAGAAAAAGUAAAGUCUGGAGAUGCAUGGACCUGUCAGCAAUUAAGGAACAAAAGUAAUGAAGGUUUGCAUAAACUUUGGUAUGUCCUGCUGAAAGAAAUAUGCUUCUAACCCUUCAGCAGGAGGCCAAACAGCAGAUAUUACCAAUGCCAAGUCCGGAGCGGUUAGAAAAGGUAGUAGAAUCCAUGGAUGCAUUGGAUAAAGUUGUACAAGAACGAGAAGAUGCCCUAAGACUUCUUCAGACUGGUCAAGAAAAAGCUAGACCUGGUGCUUGGAGAAAAGACAUCUUUGGAAGAAUCAUCUGGCACAAGUUCAAGCAGUGGCCUAUACCUUGGCACCUAAAUAAGAGAUACAACAGGAAACGAUUCUUUGCAAUGCCUUAUGUGGAGCGUUUUGAGAGACUGAGACGUGAGAAACAAGCCUGUAUCCAAGCAAGGAAAAAACAUUUAGAGAAAAAGAAAGCGGAACAACUUAAGGAAAAGUUUCCACAUCUUGCUGAAGCCUGGAAGUCAAGUCUUGUCUAAGAUGUCUGAACUCUUAAUUUGCCAUUUUGUUUUUCUUAGAUAACAAUCCAUGUUAAGUGAUUUAUAAAGAAAAUGUGGUUUUAGUCAAACAGCUGUGUUCAGUGUUAAUAUGGCAUGCUAAUUCUGGAAGUGGUCAUGUUUUUAAAACUCAGGUAUAAAAUUCAGAUUAAGUUUUCAUUGUACAAAUUAUGACAUCUAAGCAGACUUCACUAUCACAUAUCUUUGAGUGGGAAAGUAAUGUCAACAUAUAUAGCAAAGGCAAUUUGGUUACAUUUUAACUACUAUUAUUCACAGGAUAUAAAGGUGUGGAUACUGCUGUUAAUAAACAAUGAGUGCUUUCACUGGAAAUACUGAUAAAUACAGUUAGUACUUAAAGUAGCAAGUCAAUACAACAGUCCAAACAUGUACUUCUGAAAUGGUUAAUAAUUUUUAUUUAAAUUUGCAAGCCUAAGGUAAAGAGAGCAUAGGCAAUAAAUUUUAUUUAUCAAUAAAAAGCAGUUCUACCAAUCCACUGAUAAUAUACUAAGCAGAGUUUGAAAGCCUUUGACUGAAAGCAAAAUAUUUAGAGAAAAUAGACAUUUAUACAAAAUUAUAAAAUGCUUAUAAUAAGAAUAAGUACAUUUCAAGGACAGCACAACCUAAUUUUACUUUAUACAGCCAGUUAAAGUCUUAAAAAUUCUUAAGUGGAAAUUGAA
Molecule: messenger RNA, 1443 nt
Organism: Phyllostomus discolor (pale spear-nosed bat)
Lineage: Eukaryota; Metazoa; Chordata; Mammalia; Chiroptera; Phyllostomidae
Product: 39S ribosomal protein L47, mitochondrial-like
Exons: 1
Coding region: 326-748 (140 amino acids)
Biological process (GO): mitochondrial translation
Cellular component (GO): mitochondrial ribosome; mitochondrial large ribosomal subunit
Molecular function (GO): structural constituent of ribosome
Source: RefSeq, a predicted model, not a curated record